Galeopterus variegatus (Sunda flying lemur) is the source of this 4056-nucleotide messenger RNA. RefSeq names its product zinc finger protein 160-like. The transcript is spliced from 6 exons. Bases 7 to 4056 code for a protein of 1349 amino acids. Gene Ontology annotation, biological process: regulation of DNA-templated transcription. The record is from RefSeq and is a predicted model, not a curated record. NCBI's taxonomy places the organism in Eukaryota, Metazoa, Chordata, Mammalia, Dermoptera, Cynocephalidae.
GACGUGAUGUUGGAGAACUACAGGAACCUGCUCUCUCUGGCAGGAAACUCUGUUCCUGACCUGAGUGUUAUCUUCACGUUGGAACAAGGGAAGGAGCCUUGUCAAGUGAAAAUAGCAAGAAAAUCAAAUGGGCAGGAAUUGAUCAAAGGUGUGAACACAGGAAUCUCUCCUAAAUAUCUCAUCAAGCAGUUCUCACCAAAAGGGGACAGUAAUAUAAGAGAAAUAUUCCACACAGUGACAUUGGAAAGAUAUGAAAGGCGUGAUACCAAAGAUUUUUGCUUCAGGGAAAUGCAGAAAAGUACACAUGUCUCUGAGUGUCAGUGGAGAGAAGAUGAAAGACAUUACAAAGGAGUGCAUAUCACCCGUAACCAAUAUCUCACUGGUGGAAGGGAUCAAUGUGGUGGAAGAGAUGUGGGAAACAAUCCUGUUAAAAACCAGCAUGGAUUAAGCUUUCAGUCAGAUGUUCCUGAACUGCAGCUAUUUCAAACUGAAGGAAAAAUUUAUGAAUGUAAUCCUGUUGAGAUGUCUUUGAACAAUGGUUCCUUAGUUUCACCACCCCAAAUAAACCCUUCUAAUGUCAAAAAUGACAUUUCUCAUGAAUAUGAAAAUGAUUUUAUGGAUUCUUUAGUAUUCAGACAAGAACAGAAAGCAACCAUGAGGACAAAAUGUUCCAAAUAUAAUGAGCAUGUAAAGGCCUUUAACCAAGGCUCAAACCAUACUAUGUAUCAAAUAAUCCAUACCGGAGAGAAACAAUUUAAAUGUGAUAUAUGUGGUAAGGUCUUUAAUAAAAAAGCAGUUCUAAUCUGUCAUAAAAGAAUUCACACUGGAGAGAAACCUUACAAAUGUAAUGAAUGUGGCAAGGUGUUCAGUCAGCAGUCAAACCUUGGAAGUCAUCGGAGAAUUCAUACUGGAGAGAAACCUUACAAAUGUAAUGAAUGUGGCAAGGUAUUUAGUAAGGAUUCACACCUUGCAAGUCAUCGGAGAAUUCAUACAGGAGAGAAACCUUACAAAUGUAAUGAAUGUGGCAAGGUGUUCAGUCAGAAUUCACACUUUGUACGCCAUCAGAGAAUUCAUACAGGAGAGAAACCUUACAAAUGUAAUGAAUGUGGGAAGGUGUUCAGCCAACAUUCAAACCUUGCAAGUCACUGGAGAAUUCAUACUGGAGAGAAACCAUACAAAUGUAAUGACUGUGGCAAGGUGUUCAGUAAGGAUUCAUACCUUGCAAGUCAUCGGAGAAUUCAUACCGGAGAGAAACCUUACAAAUGUAAUGAUUGUGGCAAGGUGUUUAGUCAACAUUCAAACCUUGCAAGUCAUCGGAGGAUUCACACUGGAGAGAAACCUUACAAAUGUAAUGAAUGUGGCAAGACGUUCAGUCAACAUUCACAUCUUGCAUGUCAUCGGAGAAUUCAUACUGGAGAGAAACCUUACAAGUGUCAUGAUUGUGGCAAGGUAUUCCGUCAACAUUCAUACCUUGGAAGUCAUCGGAGAAUUCAUACUGGAGAGAAACCUUACAAGUGUCAUGAUUGUGGCAAGGUAUUCCGUCAACAUUCAUACCUUGGAAGUCAUCGGAGAAUUCAUACUGGAGAGAAACCUUAUAAAUGUAAUCAGUGUGGCAAGGUGUUUAAUCAACAUUCAUACCUUGCAAAGCAUCGGAGAAUUCAUACUGGAGAGCCUUCUAACAAAUGUAAUAUAUGUGGUAAAGUGUUCAGUAAAAAUGCAAGCCUUGUACAACAUCUAUUAAUUCACACUGGAGAGAAACCUUACAAAUGCAACGAGUGUGGCAAAGCUUUUCCUUUACAUUCAAGGCUUACUAACCAUCAGUUAAUCCAUAGUGGAGAGAAACCUUACAAAUGUAAUGAAUGUGGCAAGGCGUUCAGUCAACAUUCACAUCUUGCAUGUCAUCGGAGAAUUCAUACUGGAGAGAAACCUUAUAAAUGUAAUCAGUGUGGCAAGGUGUUUAAUCAACAUUCAUACCUUGCAAAGCAUCGGAGAAUUCAUACUGGAGAGCCUUCUAACAAAUGUAAUAUAUGUGGUAAAGUGUUCAGUAAAAAUGCAAGCCUUGUACAACAUCUAUUAAUUCACACUGGAGAGAAACCUUACAAAUGCAACGAGUGUGGCAAAGCUUUUCCUUUACAUUCAAGGCUUACUAACCAUCAGUUAAUCCAUAGUGGAGAGAAACCUUACAAAUGUAAUGAAUGUGGCAAGGGUUUCAGUUACAAGUCAUCCCUAGCAAAUCACUGGAAAAUUCAUACUGGAGAAAAACCUCACAAGUGUAAUGUAUGUGGCAAAGCCUUUAGUCUGCAGUCAACACUUAUUAAGCAUCAGGUAAUCCAUACUGGAGAGAAACCUUACAAAUGUAAUGAAUGUGGCAAGGCCUUUAAUCAACGCUCACACCUUACUGUACAUCAAAUAAUCUUUCUUGUAUGUCAUCUGAGAAUUCACACUGGAGAGAAACCUUCCAAAUGUAAUGAAUGUGGCAAGUUCUUCAAACAUAAUUCACACCUUGCACGACAUCAGAGAAUUCAUUCUGGAGAGAAACCUUACAAAUGUAAUGAAUGUGGCAAGGCCUUUAAUCAAUGCUCACAACUUACUGUGCACCAAAUAAUCUGUAGUGGGGAGAAACAAUUUAAAUGUGACACAUGUGGGAAGGUCUUCAAUAAAAAAGCAGUUCUUGUAUGUCAUCUGAGAAUUCACACUGGAGAGAAACCUUCCAAAUGUAAUGAAUGUGGCAAGUUCUUCAAACAUAAUUCACACCUUGCACGACAUCAGGUAAUCCAUACUGGAGAGAAACCUUACAAAUGUAAUGAAUGUGGCAAGGCCUUUAAUCAAUGCUCACAACUUACUGUGCACCAAAUAAUCUGUAGUGGGGAGAAACAAUUUAAAUGUGACACAUGUGGGAAGGUCUUCAAUAAAAAAGCAGUUCUUGUAUGUCAUCUGAGAAUUCACACUGGAGAGAAACCUUCCAAAUGUAAUGAAUGUGGCAAGUUCUUCAAACAUAAUUCACACCUUGCACAACAUGAGGUAAUCCAUACUGGAGAGAAACCUUACAAAUGUAAUGAAUGUGGCAAGGCCUUUAAUCAACGCUCACACCUUACUGUACAUCAAAUAAUCUUUCUUGUAUGUCAUCUGAGAAUUCACACUGGAGAAAAACCUUACAAAUGUAAUGAAUGUGGCAAGUUCUUUAAACAUAAUUCACACCUUGCACAGCAUCAGAGAAUUCAUUCUGGAGAGAAACCUUACAAAUGUAAUGAAUGUGGCAAGUUCUUCAAACAUAAUUCACACCUUGCACAACAUGAGAGAAUUCAUUCUGGAGAGAAACCUUACAAAUGUAAUGAAUGUGGCAAAGGCUUUAGUUACAAGUCAUCCCUAGCAAAUCACUGGAGAAUUCAUACUGGAGAGAAACCUUACAAGUGUAAUGAAUGUGGGAAAGCUUUUAGUUUGCGAUCAACACUUAUUAAGCAUCAGGUAAUCCAUACUGGAGAGAAACCGUACAAAUGUAAUGAAUGUGGCAAGGUAUUCAGUCAACAUUCAAGCCUUGCAUGUCAUCGGAGAAUCCACACUGGAGAGAAACCGUACAAAUGUAAUGAAUGUGGCAAGAUGUUCAGUCAACAUUCACAUCUUGCAUGUCAUCGGAGAAUUCAUACUGGAGAGAAACCUUACAAAUGUCAUGAAUGUGGCAAGGUAUUCAGUCAACAUUUAUAUCUUGCAAAGCAUCAGAGAAUUCAUACUGGAGAGAAACCUUACAAAUGUAAUGAAUGUGGCAAGGUAUUCAGUCAACAUUUAUAUCUUGCAAAACAUCGGAGAAUUCAUACUGGUGAGAAACCUUACAAAUGUAAUGAAUGUGGCAAGGUAUUCAGUCAACAUUCAUAUCUUGCAAAGCAUCGGAGAAUUCAUACUGGAGAGAAUCCUAACAAAUGUAAUACCUGUGGUAAGGUGUUCAGUAAAAAUGCAAGCCUUGUACAACAUUUACUAAUUCAUACUGAGAGAAACCUUACAAAUGUAGUGAGUGUGGCAAAGCCUUUUCUUUACAUUCAAGGCUUACUGACCAUCAGUUAA